CUCGCCUCGACCAACCACUCGCGCGGCGACUUCGCCCCACAACGGACGUUCGGCUACGUUCGAAACACGAAAUUCGCAACCGAAAAAGUUUUACAACUUUUAGUAUCGGUUGCCCUGGCCCUUUAUGACACAAAACUCGUCCCAAACGUCAAAAACAGUGCAGUGAAUACAGUGAAAAGUCUGAAGUGUUGUGUGAGUGAAGUUAACUUUUUUUUGCGAUCACAUUUUACCGUUUCAAUUGAACGUUACUGUUUCGUUCGAUACAAAAAGCGCGUUAAAGUCGCGUUCAUCGCAAGAGGGCCGUAUAUGGUAAAGUUUAUUCUCGGAGGUGAAAGUAGACCUUUGUUAGGUGCAUAAGGACGCAGAGCAACCGCUCGCUGCAUUUUGCGAGGUCGCGCCGAGGCCGUCACCAUGGCAACUGGGGGCGAAACAAACCCCUGAACUAGCGGGCUGGGAGGCGGAUGUCGGGCGGCGGCGCGGGGCUGAUGUCGUGCGUGCGCGAGGGCUCGCUGGAGCCUCCUUACCGACCGCACACCGACACACACAAUCAUGGCGAAGGCCGCACGGGCAGGUUCCUGCGGGGACUGCGUCGCAUGUUCAAGAGGCGAGGGAGUGCGACAAGGAACGCCUCUCCCGACCCUCGCAGCAGCUCUACUGGCGAACUGCUCGCAGCCGAGCGGCAAGCUAGGAGAAAAGAGGGAGCCUACGGCAGUGGCUUGUCGGUGUCGCACGACUCCGUCUUCACCGGCGAGCGCAGCGACGAAUCCAGCGACGAACGCCCUACCCCCCACCUCCCCACUUCUCAUCGGGCGGAGCUAGUGGCAGCAGUGCGGCGGCGCGGGCGCGGCGACGGCAGCGACGACGACGAAGACCUAGGGCUCCCGCGCAGCCCGCCCGCCUCCCCGCCCACCGACAAGGCUGACAAGCGGCACCAUGCGGGCAUAUCGCAGUCAUCCUGCAGCGACGGCUCUCUCCUCAGCGUGGGCUCCUCCGAGAUGGACGAGGACUCCAGCUCCUACCACCACGAUCACUCCAACAGGAGUGACCACUCGGACUACAACUUGUCGGAGCCGGCGUUGGGCGUCGCGCCGCUGUCUCACUCGGCCGCCAAACACAAGAUGGCGGUGCGGCCGCGGCGGACACACGGCGCGCCCAGGCGGAAGAAAACUAAUCCUAUAGCCGCAUCAGCCUUGCCAAUAACGCCCGAACUGAACGAAGAAAUGAUACGAAGCACUACUCCUGAAGUCACCCAUAAAACCUCAGAAGUUGUUACUGAAUCAUUCUCUUCAUCGACCACUACGAAACAUCACAUGAUCGUGAACGCACAGCAUCAGCAGUUGAACCGCGAGCUCACGCGAGUGCUCGAGACUCCGGCCGACACGCGCCUUAAGUCCUCCUCUCUGCCCCCUGGCCUGGCCUUAAGCCAGAUGAUAGGACACUCCCCCGCAAAACUUUCCAUUGCCGAACAAAAUACCCCCAGAUCCUCGAUCAAAAGAUCAAAGUCCAGCUCACAAGGACAAAACCUCAGAGACGACCAUGUAACCACCAGCGAAACCCAGAUCAGCUACUCUCAGGAACGGGUUACAAAAUACAGGUCUGAUAAUAAGUAUGCCGAAGAAUCUUGCCAUGAAAAGAAGUCUAAAUCGGAAAAGAAGAUUGAGAACGAAGUGAUCAGGUCGUCAAAGAAGGAGGAGUCAUUCUUCAGUCGGCUACUUUUAAGAAAGAGUGGUAAAAAAUCGAAGAAAGAUCAGACAGAUGGCGAAGGAGAGACUAAGAAAUCUAAAACUGAAAAGUCCACGGCGCAAUAUAAAACUAUGGAUACGGAAAGGAGCGGAUUUGUUUAUGUUGAUCACGGACAAGGGCACAAACCGGUGCCCGCUGAGAGAACCCACAAAUCUGCCGGACAGAAGGUUUUCGCCAAUCAAAUGCAUAAAAGAAUGGACAAUAAAGGGGCGUACGUCCAAGAGGGAGUCUACAAAGACGUCUACAGCGCGGUCAAAGUACCGGGCGUCGAAUACAAUAUAACUGAUCUCAAAAUCGCUGAAGAAACCGACAAAAUGUUGAACCAAGAAAUGAAAGCUCGUCUGAGUCGCCGCGACGACUUUAAUGAGAAAAUGGAGCGUUCGAAACGAACGUCCUCCAAAGAAACCGUCGAAGACAAGAGGGAAUCAUUCAGUUUGAACCACGAUAAGUCUAAGCGACCCGCCUCCGUUCAGAGACUCGUCGACCCGUUCUCGACAAAAGCAUUUAUUAAUAACGAGCUCUCUAACAUAGCUCAGGAGGAGAACUUGUCGCCCACUCUAGAGAUCUCGGACGAAGAACCCCCGAUCAGAGCGCAUCGCAUGAAGAGCGUUCACAGCGACUACAUGUUCCACAGCGGAAGCAUGCCUAAAAACAUCCCUUAUUUUAAUCACAGUGUAGUUAUGUCGGCAUCAGUGUCGCCUCCUAAGAACAUCCUGCAUCAGAGUUCCGAAAACGUGAAGCACAUACACCGAUCUUCCGACCAUGUCUGCGAGCUCCGCGAUAAGCACGAGAAACGCGAGAAAGCUCACCGCGCCUCUAAGACUGAAGAGGCCUACGUGAACUCAGGACUUCGAUCGCUCGGCGACGAGUACGUGGAGACCAGAAGCAGCAUUGGCAAGUCGCACAGCUUCCGUUACGCUUCGGAAUCUCCGUCGAUCAGCUCUCAGGAGAGCCAGAUGCCGAGUCUACCGGCUAUCGUCGGUAUAUCCGAGCCCUUGCUCGAAAGUUGGGAGGUUAACUACAGGAGAAACGUGAGCGAGCGACACGAUUAUACUAAAAGAGUAUCCGCUAGGAACUAUAGCAUAAUCCAUGGAACCGCCGAGGCUAACUAUGACAGUUUACCCAGCACGGACAGUAGUUAUAUGGACAGCCUCAAAACUGACAUGCACGAUGACAAGAAGCUCUUCUCGAGCAGCAUCCAAAUAGGCAUGGACAGCCAUAAGAGAGACAGUGACAUUUCUCAGAUAGAGGCUAAAAUCGAUGAUAUUAUAAGUUCGCCAAAGCCAAUUUUGGCACCGAUACUCAAAUCUAGCUCUUUAGAUAGUGUUAAGAGUAGCCCUGAAAAGCAGGUAGAGGAUAGAAGGAAAACUAUUUCAGUAGAAAGCGCUUUGAGUCAAGGGGGAAGAAUCAGUAAUAAUAUGAUUCAGAAAGAAAAGCAGGAGGCGGAGAACUAUAUAUCUGUAACUAUGAUUAACAAAGAAAAUACUCCAAUCCAGAUCAAAACGGAUGCUCCAAAAAUGAAGAAAAGUGACGAAAAACUUCAACAAUCAGGUACCACUAAACCUGGAGUGCCAGAAUUUCUCAACAUACAACUAAACAGAGUUGACGUAAAACCUACAACUAAUGUAGUGCUGACGGCUAAUAUAACGCCAAAGAAAAUUGAUAGUCCACAAGUCGAAAAAGAGAUUGAAUCAUUCGAAGUAAUCGAAAGCAAGAGUCAAAGGAAUUCAGUCGUCAGCAAAGUCGAGAGCGUGAGCGAAAAUACUCAAACAGAAUUAAAGAGUUCUCCAACAGUCGUUAAAAAGGCUACUUCCCAACCGCCUCUUACACCGCAAAGUCCUUCAACUCCGAAAGCAUUUUUCAAACGCAAAUCAACGAGCGUCGAGAUGCAAGACGGACCGGAGAAACCAAGGACUAAUUCAUUAAGCACUGACGGUAGUACGGAGAAAAUUUACGACAACAUAUCUAUGGAUCGGAAAUCACAUUCCAGCUUUGGAAGUAAAAGCUCCAUUCAAAGCACAGACAGCAACGACAUCAGAACACCAGACAGAAAUGAAGAAACCGUCGUAUACAGAAAAAAACCCGUCAUCUUGUCCAAAGAACUCCGCACUAGCGAACGCAGAAACGACGACGAACCUGAACUUAUGAAAGUAUUCGCUAGACGCUCUCUAAAACUAAAGGAUUGCGAAGCCGAAACUCUUGCCCAAGAAAUAGCGGAAGGUCACGACAAUGCGCACAGAUCCAAGCUCCACAAAAACGAGUUCAACGCGUCCAUCAAAUCUAGAGACAGCGAUAAAGAAAACGAUGACACAUCAUCGAAAACCAAUGAAGAGAACAGGAUGGUAGAUAUCGCCGCUCGCGUCAGCCAGUUUGGUGUCCCACAUUAUCAAAGAAGCGUCAGCAUUAACAGCGUAUCGAAUGCUAAAAGAGAAAGCGCUCCUGUAUACAAAAGCGAAGCAAACAAAUAUAAAAAAGAAGUAUCCGACUCGACACCAGAAAAGAGAUUAAGAAAUAGAACAUUCCCGGAUCCCUCCAACGAUAGGGAAGACAUCAAAAACAUAACGAAAUCAGAAGCCAUGGCGUAUAAAGCGGAUACUUUGACUAAACGCCCGUGGCAAAGGAAAGAUGAUGAUAAGAGGCAUUUAUCAGUCGAGAAGGAAAAGCGAGAGAGUGCUGUGAUAGAAAAGGAGGGAGAAGGUGAGAAAGAGAAGGAAGUGGGAGGGGGAGGUGGGGAGGCGGACGCGUCGCCGCAGUUCAAGGGGAUCCUGCAGAUGCGCGCCGAGUGGGAGCGCCGCGCCAAGCAGGGGAUGACCAAAUAAAUGGUGCUAGUUGAAAGAGUCCACAGCGGACGGACGUCAUGACCGCAUUACAUAUUAUUAAAUUAACAUAGAGAUUACAAUAUAGCUUAGAUGACAUCGGCAAAUUAAUGUUAUUCGUACUAGAAAUUUAUCCAACGUUGUUAUGACAAUGUAUUUUUGAGUGUUAUUGCAAUGAAAUAGCUAAUAGUUCUAUUUUAUUAAAAAAUACUAUUGUGUAUUAAACAUUUCAGAACUGUGAAAUACAAAUUUUAUUCCUAUAGUUUC
This is a messenger RNA of Cydia amplana, 4826 nucleotides long. RefSeq lists its product as uncharacterized. The coding region runs from base 462 to 4562 and encodes 1366 amino acids. The record is from RefSeq and is a predicted model, not a curated record. NCBI's taxonomy places the organism in Eukaryota, Metazoa, Arthropoda, Insecta, Lepidoptera, Tortricidae. The transcript is spliced from 11 exons.